Messenger RNA from Magallana angulata, 1700 nucleotides. RefSeq names its product ras-like GTP-binding protein Rho1. Gene Ontology annotation, biological process: cell migration; small GTPase-mediated signal transduction. The record is from RefSeq and is a predicted model, not a curated record. The transcript has 2 exons. Lineage: Eukaryota; Metazoa; Mollusca; Bivalvia; Ostreida; Ostreidae. Gene Ontology annotation, molecular function: GTPase activity; GTP binding. The coding region runs from base 319 to 831 and encodes 170 amino acids.
UCUUGUGUUUUAUCUGUUAAACAAUUUCAACAGACAAAACCAACAAUGAACCAGGAAUCAGACGAAAAAUAACUUGGAUUUGCUUUGUUUCACUCUAAAAAGUACUCAAUUAGAGUUCACCACCAAAAACUGCAUACUUGGCUCUUGACGUGGCUAGAUGUUUGUGGCUAGUUUUAAGCUAUAGUAUAAUAUUGGUAUAAGCUCUUUAUAGAAAUAUAAAUAAAGUUAACAAUUUGGCAAAUUUGUCGACCACCAGCCCAUUUAAGGUCCUGGCGUGAUUUACUGUGAUUACAUUUACAUAGAGGUUGAGUAGACUAUAUGCAGAUUUUUAAAAGUUCUUCACAGCCACUAGAACAUGGGUUCAGCUUUAGGUUAGGUGUUUGUCGCUCUAAGAUUAGGUUAGCAUUAUGGGAUACAGCGGGGCAGGAGGACUUCGAUAGACUUCGCCAUAUCUCCUAUCCAAACACAGACGUCAUACUGAUGUGCUUCUCUGUAGAAAGCCGCGUCAGUUUUGAAAAUGUUCUAUCGAAAUGGACACCAGAAGUCAAACGUUUCUGCUCUAAAGUUCCAAUUAUUCUAGUAGGCAACAAAAAAGACAUUAGAGAUGACCUGGGUACAUUAAAAGAGAUAAAAGGAAACAUUAAAGAACCUGUCAAUUCCAAAGAGGGCCAGGCGAUGGCCGAUCAAAUCCACGCUUUCGCCUACCUCGAGUGCUCAGCUCAAACAAAGGAGGGAGUGAUGGAGGUGUUCCAAACAGCCACUGGGGCAGCCCUGCAGGUCAGAAAGAAAACGGAAAAAGAAAAGAAGGACAGGAAGUGUUUAUUGCUAUAAGAGUAAAGAAUAUUGGUUCUUAUAUCUUUUUUACGAUCCGUUAUGUUUUUGUGAUCUGAGUCUUGAUAGUUUAGUGAUAUUAGGGUUCGAAGCAAAAAUUACCUUGUCAAUUUUGUCUUAGGAGAUUUACUUGACAGCAAAAUUUUUCUUAAAGUUGAUAUGUAUGACCUGAAAAACCGUAAAUACGAUGUAUUGUAUCAACUUUGUGUUACUUAUUCUUUAAUUAGAAAAAAGAUGAAACUGAGUUGUUUAAUGCUGAAAAAAUAUACGCGGUCAACUAAAAUUACAAAUACAUGAAAAUGUAAGAAAAGUUUAAAGUAAAAUAUUAUGAAACCGAUUUAUUAGGGUCCUGAUCUGCGGGCGACCUAUUGUGAUCUGUCUGCCUGUCUGUUCAUCCGUCUUUCCGUCUGUCUGCCCAUCCGCGAUCACAUCUCCGGGGCAUACCUUCUCUUCCCUUGAUCCAAUCUGGCCCAUACGUUACCCACAGAGGAUGUUGGCCAAUGUCAGAGCAACAUCAUCUGAUAUGUUUUCCAUUACUGAAUACGUUACUUGCUUGAACUUUAAAUAAAUCUUUAAGGAAGAUGUUUAUUUAGCAAUCAGCUUUGAAAAUUAAAAAGUUCAACAAAAUGUUAGUUUAAUUUUAUUUUGAAAUCAAAACAGGUAUAAUGCUCCAUGAAAAUCGGACAACUUCGAUUUUCCUAGAUGACACAGCCAGAAAUCAUACUUUACUCUUAAGGAUCAAAACAUUGUGUGACUUUGGUACUUUGUGAUUUGUUGUGAAUGCAUUAUAAGUAAAGACUGGGUAUUCUCUAGGCUUAUUCCUUUUGAGUUCUCAGCAGCAGCUCAAGCAACGAGAGUUCUGAGACUUU